AUGGAAAUAAUUCACAUUUUCCCUUUUCACACAGAUGAAGAAGAAGAAAUUGAGCAAACUGGCUACUGGACAUCUGAUUGCACCAUCUUGAGAGGCAUUGUCUGUGAAAAAAGAUCUUUUGAUGGCUCUGUCAAAAUUUACGAGGAUGAAUCGAUCGUCGAGGCCGAGACUUUUUACUGGCAUCCACUGGCUCAAGAUACAGACAUAAUUCAGAAGGGCUUGGGAUUUGUAAGAAAUGGUCUGGGAUUUGGUAAAAACACCGAGAAAAUUACCAAAUACUUAGCCAACAACACUGUUGAUACUGAAUUGCCAACAAAAAAGAAAAAAUAA
This is a messenger RNA of Vittaforma corneae ATCC 50505, 330 nucleotides long. RefSeq lists its product as uncharacterized. The transcript has a single exon. Lineage: Eukaryota; Fungi; Microsporidia; Nosematidae. The coding region runs from base 1 to 330 and encodes 109 amino acids. The record is from RefSeq and is a predicted model, not a curated record.